CCUUAGUGGUGGCGAGGGGAGGCGCUGUGAGGUGGGCUGACCAACUGUAAGCAAGAGUGUGUGUGAGAGAGGAGAAGGGGGGGGUCUUCGGAGCGCACAGUGAAAUGUGUAUCAUCUCAGCAAAAACAUACGCACUAACGUGGAACGUGCAAGCGACCAGGUCAUUUCAACUAAACUUUUGUUUUGUCGUCUUAAGACUGUUUCGAUGGCGUACAAUAAACAUUUUAAUUGUAAAGCGCAAUAUUGAUUGCGACUUCGGUUCUCUUAAAGAGUGUCCGCUUCCCCUCCUCUCGAUGAAGCGCUGCGAUGCCCUCUGAUUUUAUAUCCCUCCUUAGCUCGGAUCUCGACCUCAAUUCUCCCAAAUCUCUUUAUUCCAAAGAGUCAGUAUAUGACCUCCUACCCAAAGAACUUCAACUCCAGUUGUCGCCCUCCCAGACCGACCCACCCACCAUGAGCCAAAAGAGUGGGGGAGAACCAGGACCUCCUCUGCCUGCAGCUCUGGCUUCAGAUGCCACCUCUUCCACAUCCAGCCCCUCUGCCUCCUCCUGCCUGGAUAUGGGAGCCCCAUCUACUGGCCCCUCUACAUCAUCUCCAGACCAUCUCAAGGUUCCCCAGCUUCUCCAUUCCAUUGGAGGGGAAGGGGCUGGACCUUCAGAGAUGAAAGGUUUGGAGAGUGCAGUGUCUGGCUCGAGCAGAGGCAACGGUGGGACAAGCGGAGCCGCAGGAGACCUGGGGUCUGGAGUGUUGUCAGGGAUAGCAGUCCCACAGCCUCAAAACAUGCCUUCUAAAAGGCGUCCUGUGUUGAGCAUUUCUCCUCCGCCAGAGGACCUCCUUGAUGACAGCCAAAUGUCCUGCCAAGAGGAGCCGGUUGCCCCACUGGGUCCUGAAUCGGAGCACAGCAGCAGCAUGUGGGCCGAUGACUCCGUCUCAAACUUCAGUGUGGUCAGCUCCAUCUCCUACAAUGACAACACCGAGGUGCCACGCAAGUCCAGAAAACGCACUCCUCGCCAGCGGCCUGGCCCAAAAUCCGAUCCUCCGGAGGACAGCAUGGAUGUGUUUGACGCUGACAGUGCCAAGGCUCCUCACUUUGUCCUUUCACAGCUGGGUACAGACAAGACAGGGCCCAGCUCAUUUGAAGCAGUGCCCGCGUCGAAGUCCGGGUCACUGUCGGCUCAGUUUCCCUGCAGAAGUGAUGGAAAGGAACUAAAGAUCCUGGUGCAGCCAGAGACCCAGCACAGAGCUCGCUAUCUGACUGAGGGCAGUCGAGGUUCUGUCAAGGACCGCACACAGCAGGGCUUCCCCACUGUAAAGUUUCCUGUAUUUCCUCAGUUGGAGGGAGUCAACGAGCCAGUUGUGCUGCAGGUGUUUGUAGCUAAUGAUGCGGGCAGAGUGAAGCCUCAUGGUUUCUACCAGGCUUGUAGAGUGACCGGACGCAACACCACUGCCUGCAAGGAGGUGGACAUUGAAGGCACCACCGUCAUUGAGAUUCCUUUGGAGCCUAGCAGUGACAUGACACUUGCGGUGGAUUGUGUAGGAAUCUUGAAGCUGCGCAACGCAGAUGUGGAAGCCCGUAUUGGUGUAGCAGGAUCUAAGAAAAAGAGCACCCGAGCGAGACUCACCUUCAGAGUUAACAUACCUCAAUCUGAUGGAUCCACACUUACUCUACAGGUCCCCUCAUCACCCAUCCUCUGCACUCAGCCAGCAGGAGUGCCAGAGAUCCUGAGAAAAAGUCUUCACAUCUGCUCGGUAAAAGGAGGAGAGGAGGUUUUUAUAAUUGGGAAAAACUUUCUCAAAGGAACCAAAGUUAUUUUUCAGGAAAAUAUUGCAGAUGAUAAUUCAUGGCAAGCUGAGGCGAAGAUUGACAUGGACUUUUUCCAUCAGAAUCAUUUGAUAGUGACUGUGCCUCCAUUCCACAAUCAGUCAAUUACUUCUCCUGUGCCUGUGGGAGUCUUUGUGAUGACAAAUGCUGGUAAAUCACAUGAUGCCCAGCCCUUUACCUACACUCCAGACACAGCUGAUAACUCUAAUGUCCAAAGUGUUAAAUCAGAGGGACCGUCUCUGGUUAAAACGUGUAUAUUUGAUGGCCAAAUGAAGUCGCUGUCUACUGAGCAAACUGAUUGCUCAGGUCAGCCUUGCAAACAGGAGGACACGCCUAUGGAAGUGUCAAACAAUCCAUCGCUUACUGAUGUCUACAAACCAUCCCCGGACCCUCUGGUCUCGGUGCAGCAGACUCUCGAGCUUAAUUCUAGUCCACAUCAAGGAGGAGAGUCCUUCCAGAGCCCCGUGCCCCUACAACCUGAGGACGUAGAGCUCCCACAAGCACCUUCUGUUUUCCCCAGCCUUGAAACCCUCAACACAAUACAAAAGCAAGACAUUACCUCCACAACCUCCUUCCCGGUGUCAGGAGACACCACGAUUCCUCCUGUGACUCCAGAGGUCCCUCAGCAAUUCUUAAGAGAGCCACAAGACAACCUCCCUCCUGAGAAUUCUAACAACGGUGGGGGGAUCGUGGUUGUUACCAUGCCCCAAAUAUCUUCGCCGUCUCAACCCCAGACACAACAGUCAGAGGUUCCCUUGUUUCCCCAGGAAGGAGUCGCCCAGCUAGAAAGGGCUGUGAGGGAGCUGCAGGCUGGAGGUAACACUGCCUUCCAGCAAGUGUUGGAAGCUGCUGUUGCCCAGCAGCAACUAAACUCUGUGCUCUAUAGCCCCCCACCCACUGCAGACUCUCUUCAGCAGCAUGUCCAAGAAAACAUGAACAGCCUCAGGUUGGGGACCACGGAUAAUUCACUGUCGACGCAGCAACAAUUGCAGAUGGAGCAGCAACAGCAAAUGCAGCAACAGUUUCAGCAACACCAACAGCUGCAACAACAACAGCAGAUUCUCGAUAACAUUCAGCACCAACAGCAACAACAGCAGCAGCAAGUUCUUGGCAACAUGCAGAUGCAGCAACAGCUACUGUUACAGCCCCAAGACCAACAGCAACUACAACAGCAACAGCAGCAGCUGAUGGAGAAUAUUAAACAGUUGCAACAGAAUCAGCAACAGCACGUCCUCAACAUCCAGCUGUCAGAUCAGCAACAGCAGAGUCAAAUUCUCACCAACUUACAACAUCAUCAACUGCAACAGCAGCAACAGCAACAAAGUCAAGCGCUGAGCAACAUCCAGCAACAGCAACAACUACAGCAGAGCCAGCAACAGCACGGCCUGAAUAUACAGCUCCCGGAUCAGCAACAACAGAAUCAAAUUCUUACCAAUUUGCAACAUCAUCAACUGCAACAGCAACAACAAAACCAAGCUCUCAGUAACUUGCAGCAACAGCAACAAUUCCAGGAGCAUCAGGUCUUGGAGAACUUACAGCAGCAGCUUCAGGCUGAGUUGAUGCAACCCCAGAUGAACUCCACUUCACAAGUACAACAACCAGUGUCCCUCCUCCAGCAGGCGGGAGAGCUGCUGACCAUUCAAACCAGCUUUCCAACACCACCUCCGACCCACACGUCUCCUCCUCAGCAGCUCUUUCAAUCGCCCAGGCCCCUUGCUGAGACCCAGAGCCCCCAACAGCAGGUCCAGGCAGCCCUGCUCCAAAACACACUGACUGUACUGACUUGUGGCAGUCUCGGCUCGGACCAACAGCCCCCUGGUUCAGCCCUUUACUUGUCUCCGAACCCGCCUCAACAACAGCAGCAGCUGGCGUUCAUCUCCUCCAUGGAGACAUCAGCGAACCCUUCCCAGACUGUCACAAUGUUUCAGAACCAACCCCAAACUCAGUUGUCUCAGAUGCAGCAGCAGAGCACGCCCAUGGACCAACAACAUUCUCCCCAGCAGAGCCAACAACCACCGCCACAGCUCACGAUUGGCCAGCAGAGAACUUUGUUCCAAAGUAUUCCCAAUCACUCACAGAACAACCCUGUCCCCCAGAGCCAACUGUCCCAGUCCCAACAAACUGACUUGCUCCUGUGUUCGACAAAUCUCAACGCCCAAACCAUUUCCUCAACUCUACUUUUUAGCACCCAGACCCAGGGGACUUCCCCCUUAGGAGACAUCACUGGGGGAAUCUCUCAGCCGGAACCGGCUGAGCCUAUGUCCUUUCAAGACCAGAGCUCCUCAGGCAGCACCUCCGCACCCCUUGAGAAUCGACAACAGAACCUGUUCCAGGAGCAGCAGCCGAUGCAGGUGGGCCCAAGCCCAAGCAGCGUCCAGAACAGUCAACCCGUGGAACUGUUUCUGCCAUCGACAUCUCUCUCUGGCCUCCAGAGCACUAUUGGCACACAGGAGCAGAACAAUCCAACUCCUGCUCCUGGGACAACCAUUUUUGUAGUUCAGGGUGGUAUUGGCGUUGUUGCCAGCACAGCACAGCAGCCACCAGAACAACUUUUCCAGACACCUGUAGGUGGGAAUUCACAAGCACAGGCCAACUUGUUCGUGUAUGGCAUCCAGAAUGAAUCAACGCAGAUGCAUGGUUCUGUCAGACCCUCUCUGCCAACUCAACACCAAACCCAGAACUCCGGUCACAUGCAGCCGCUGCUGGACCAGCCCAUGUCCCAGGCUGCCUCUUCCAUGCCUGUCUCCUUGCACAGCAGCUUACAGAACACCCUCCAGGCACAAAUUCAGUCCAGCUUAGAUAAUGCCCUGCAAAGCAGUCUGCAAAAUGCAAUGCAGACUGACACGCAAACUUCCCUGCAGUCAACGCUGCAGGCCUCCAUAGAGACUAGCUUGCCAACCCCAAUGCAGACCAGUCUAGAGUCAGAGAUGCAAAGCCUACAGAAUCAACUGGAGGCGUCCAUCUCUGCAGCAUCGAACAUGGAUAAAAUCGAGGACCUACUGGAAAGUCUACAGAAGUCAUGAUUAUUUGGACAAUGUGGUCAUCAGAGAUAGUGAGUUAUAUGUAGCUAAAAUGUAUUCAUUUGAUAUCCAUCCAUCCAUUCAUCCAUCCUAUAUCACUUAUAACCGUCCAGUCCAGGGUCAUGAGAGAAGCUGGAGCCAUUGCCAGCAGAAGGUGAGGUAAACCGGGUUUACAGAGUUCACCAGUUCAUCGCUGGGCCACAUAUUUAGAGACAUUCAUAAUCACGGAGACCAUUCACACUCACAUUCACACCCUCGGUCAAUUAAGAGAGUUCAGUUAACCCAAAUCUCAAACUGAGGGAGGAAACCAAAGUACCCAGAGAAAACCCACAGCAUCAGUUAAGCCGGUGAUCUUCUUGCUGUAAGGCAAGAGUGCUGACCGCCAUGCCACUGUGUGGCCUCGCGUUUGAUAGAGAAUAAAAAAUUAAAAUGAGACAGAAUCAUGCCUUGAUGGUGAUAUCUGUAUCUACGACAUUUGGUAUAGAAACCACAUGCCGCACAUAAUCCGUUUUUCUCAGUACACAAAUUAGGAGCGAACUCUGUUUAAGUGACAUUUUUAUUUUGUUUUCUGUUUUUUUUUUUGUAGAGCCAAUAUCCAUUCAUUGUUGAAUUUGUGUGUUUGUUACUGCCCCUCCUGUAGGAUCAAAGAGUUUGUCAAUCAAUCUCAGAAAUGCAGUGUUUACUCAUCUGAGUACUUUGAAAUAAUGUGAGCCUAAAAGAAGAUUGAAGAUGCAGGAUGAUGCAAGGUGGUCAGUUUUAGUGGGGAAAAAAAUUAGAAAAGGAUUGAAUGUCAACAAUGAAUUGGAAGGAAUAGUAGAAAUGUGACAGAGAUGAGGCUGUAAGACUGGACAGACCAGAUGAAACAAGCAGCAGCAGACUGAAAAAUGACACUGCACACUUUAGGUUGAAUCUCAUUUUGUGACUGUUUCAACUCACCUUCUGCAGAUACGCACAUGGUGAAGUGUGAGUAUUUCGUACGUGGAUAUGUGAGGGAAGCUGUAAAUCAGGAGGAGGACGAAGGACUUUUACGUAACAUUUAUUUCCCUUCUCUGGUGUUUAAAUUAAGCCGACCCUUUACAUACAGUAGCCAUGGGGACUUAAGUUAUAUCGUGGGAGAAAAGAAAGUUGAAGAUGUAAGGGUUAUUUUUAGUAUGUCCCUGAUUCUUCCGAAUAGAAACCAAGGGCAGAGGGACAAAAGGUUUUAGCUACAGAGACGAAAAGGAACUCCUGAUGAGAUCAAAGUGAUGUUUUCUGCUCAGUCUUCCCCAUCGAAGUCUAUAGAGAAUGACAGCCAGCAGCCGAUUGCUGUUCCAGUAUAGGGUCAGAAGGCAAGGAAAGUAUAAAUAUUUGAGGUCAAUUAACAUUGUCCUGGAAAAUUUUCAGUUAAGGCCCUUGUCAAAAGACUGUGGCGACUGACUAAUGGCUGGUACCUGGUUACGGGCUACUUCAUUGAGUCAUUAUAGAUGCAUCCAGGCUUCAAAUAGGUUAAGAUUAUGUGACUUGAUGGCUGUGUCUGUGCCCUACGGACAGUCACUAGUUAAGGUCAACAGUUUAAAAAGGAGAACUGCUGUAAUUCAUAGAAGUAACACUUCACCUCCUCAUUAGGUUAAAUAUAUGCUUUAAAAUGCAUCACAUUAAACACAUGCCUUGGCUUCAUUUCCUUGAAUUAGAGUAAUUUGCCCUCUGGAAACACACGAUAUGGAAGAGUGAGCAGUUUACAAAACAUUAUUUUAUCUCAAGUUUUGAAAAGAUGUUAAAAAAAAAAGUGAUGCCUUCGAACAUCGUGCAUAUUUAGGAUGUUAAGACACCGCAGCAGACUAUAGACAGAGAAGAGCUGAAUGUGAAAUUCAAAAAGUCCACAGCGCCGAAAGGUGAGGCUGUUAGACACUCACACAUGAGAUUCAACGUGAAUGGAAAAGAAAAUGUGACUUAGCCUUUUGUGGCCUUCUUGGCACCACUCAGUGUUUCUGUCGUGUCUAAGCCUCGUCAGCUUCCUCUCUCAGAUUUUGAGAAGCGUUUUAAGCAAGUCUAUCUUUUUGUUUUAGAGAAGUUUGGUGUCUUUUACUAAUGUAAUAUGGAGAGAGGGAGAAACGUCCACUUGUGAUGAAUGGAGUGUUGUGUUUUUAAACCCAUUUUAUAGCAAGCACUUUAUAACCUGUUUUCCUGUAACCAGCCGAACCAUGUCCAAUCACAGCUCUUUACUCACCUGACUGAAUUUCUACUUUGAUUUAGUUACAACAAAGAGACAGACACAUGGGGGAAAAACCAAAAUUUAAAAUGCCACAAUUAUUGUCUUUGUAAGAUGAAAAGCAUGUGACAAGCAUUUGGCAUUUUCUGGUGUUGGAAUAUUUUGGAGAUCUUGGACAUGGGUGUGCAGGUGAAGCCCUCUUCCUGUUCAGUCUGAGUGGUCCAGUUUGAAUCUGUUCAAAAUAGCCAUUCCCACAGAAGCAUCGUCAGCAUCGCCCUUUGUGUUCCUGACACUUGAGGGAAAACAGGAGUCUUUUGUUCAUGUAGACUGUUCAAAGUAAUGAAGGAUUUCAAUGUGAUGUUUAUUCUGUAACCCGGCAACUGUUUUUACUUUGUGUUGUGUCGAAUAGUUAGGUUUCUGUGUGGGUGUCGGUUGCCCGUACAGGCUGGCACAGAUUUGACAUUGGCACUCAGUUUCCAUCCUCUGCUAAAUGAAAUCUCUGUUACAUAGAGGCUGCCAUUUUGAUUUUGCCUCUAACGCCAUGAUCAGGAGGCACUCCUGAUGGGAAGUUGGUACUGUUGUUACCAUUUUAUACUUUUGUUGAUGUCUUGGUUGGUCAAUGCAAGGUGGAGUCCUGAGCACUGGCUGAGGUUCUGGGGGUCAAGACUGGGGAGCAUUCGCUCAGGUCAGGCUAAAGUCCGCUAGUGAAAAGUGUUUGAAAAAAAAAAACACAAAAAAAAAACCCUUGUUAUAUUUUCUCCUUUAACUCACUCAUGAACUUGAAAUAACCCAGUUUUUAACACAGACACCACUUUGACAUACUAUCAAAUACAUUUCGAACAGAUCUUUGAAGGUACUCUGCUGUGUUCACGUAACAUUUCCGUUUGUUUUUUACAUUUCUCAUAACAUGGCUCUAUUUUUGAUGCAUAGUAACACUGCUGUAUUUUCCAUAUUGGCUUUAGCCAAAAGUCCAGUUUUGUAGAGUAUGAAUAACUGAUUAGAAGUAUUGUUGCUCACACAUUUCUGCUGACAUUUUUCAUAGUCACCACCGUUGUCUUACGGCAUAGUGAUACAUUUUAAAGUAACUUAUCUUUUUAAGGAUUUUUUAUCCACAUAUCAAAAUGUAGAGUAUUUUUGUAAAAAUGAAGGGUUUAGCACAGAAUAUCAUCGCUGGUGUGUUUUUUCUUCCAGAAAAUUCGGUGACAGAUUGUCAAUAAGUAUGACUGAAACUGGAAAUGUAAUUGAAUCGGCCUGAAGGAGAAAAACAAAACAAAUGCUAGAAUCCGAUUAGACUGUUAAUACAGUAACUGUAACAUCGACGUUAACCGGUUUGUACGUUUUGUGGGUUCUUGUACGUGUGUUUUCAGCGUCAUGCAUCUCGGCAACACCUUGACUCCAUCCAUUUAACUGUAGAUCAGGCGAGAGCACGGUCGUGGUGAAGCAUUCCAUUCUUCUUGGAUACGAGAUUUAAAAGCACAUAACGUUGCAGAGGAAGUGCAGAAACAGCAAAGCCCGAUAGAGACACAGCAGAGCCGCCUGUGACUUCACUUUCAUGAAUGUAAAUGUUACCUCAUGGUGUGGAUGUAGAGGUCACUCUGCGUCCGACAUCGGACCAAUUCGAUGAAUAUAUAUGAUAUUUAGAGGUGUAGAGGGAGAUGUGGGUGAGAGGCAGGGAGGGAGGGAGAACACUGUGUGUCAUUUCUGUCCCUAACAUUUGACAGAUUUUUCAGAUUGGCAUCAUUUCACACCCUAACAUCCGGUACUUUCACUCAGAGAGAUCAAGGACACUCGAUCUGACUCUCGGAACCUUCCACCAGACGCAGCCAUUACUGUAAUGGUGGUGAAGACAGCACAUAACAUCUUUACUCAAGAUCAAUUCUCAGCCCUCCAGUCGUGUGGACGAAUAUCCUCUCGUAUUCAAAUGUGAACUAUACUGCAGGGGUAUCUUAUAUUUGAAUUUGUGAUUGCUUUCAACAGAACGUCGUGUGCCUUGAUUACUUCGCCGUUACUCCGCUGUGUUCGCUGAUGUUUCGUCACCGCUAUCCCACUCCACUCCCUUUUGUUUUCUCCAAAAUUAGUAUCACUAGUGUCUUCUCCACAGCAAACACACACACACACACAUACCAGGAUACUUUAGCGAUAAUAUUCUGUCUUUAGAAAUCAACAUCAAGAUUACACAGAAAAUACUCCAUACAUACAUGUUGUGCCGCUUGUUUCACCUUGUUUUUUGUGUUGAAUAUGCUUUAGUUUUUUUUUUACCCCCACCCACGCCUGGUGAGAUUUAUAGAUGUGAAAAAGGAGACGUCCAUGAGAAGAUGGGUUUUCAUCGAGUGCUUUCUUGUGUUGAUGUGCUUGUUGACAUUACUGUUGUUGCUGUGAAACGCUUGAUCAGAGAAAAACUCUACUUUUUAACUGUUAAUUGCCAACCAUGUGAGCUAUAUCUCUCGUGUAAUCGUUUCGCUCACCCUUCCUAGUUUGCAUCCUAUUUCGUGUACUCUCGACAGUUCUCUUUUAUCCAUUUGCCGUAGUUUGGGCUUUUAAAUAUCUUAGCCUUAAGACCCCGCAGUAGGGACAAAAGGUCAAACCUGGUGUGUUAUCAUACAUUCAAACUAUUAACAUGUACUUUGCCUUGUUAUUGACAUUUGUAUACUCUUCUGUUUAUAUCUGUAAUCCUGCUGCUACAUUAAUAAAAUAAAAAAUCAAACGUC
Molecule: messenger RNA, 9735 nt
Organism: Cynoglossus semilaevis (tongue sole)
Lineage: Eukaryota; Metazoa; Chordata; Actinopteri; Pleuronectiformes; Cynoglossidae
Product: nuclear factor of activated T-cells 5-like
Exons: 12
Coding region: 307-4842 (1511 amino acids)
Biological process (GO): regulation of transcription by RNA polymerase II; calcineurin-NFAT signaling cascade; cytokine production
Cellular component (GO): transcription regulator complex
Molecular function (GO): DNA-binding transcription factor activity, RNA polymerase II-specific; transcription factor binding; RNA polymerase II cis-regulatory region sequence-specific DNA binding
Source: RefSeq, a predicted model, not a curated record